This is a messenger RNA of Erigeron canadensis, 3218 nucleotides long. Its product is annotated as histidine kinase 5. Gene Ontology annotation, biological process: protein autophosphorylation; phosphorelay signal transduction system. Lineage: Eukaryota; Viridiplantae; Streptophyta; Magnoliopsida; Asterales; Asteraceae. Bases 280 to 2985 code for a protein of 901 amino acids. The transcript is spliced from 13 exons. The record is from RefSeq and is a predicted model, not a curated record. Gene Ontology annotation, molecular function: histidine phosphotransfer kinase activity; phosphorelay sensor kinase activity.
CACCAUUUCCAUAAAAACACUUUACAGAUCUACACAGAAAUAUAUGCAUGUCUGCUGUACAUUAUGAAUUCCAAGAAUUUUGAGCUCUCAAGAUUUUCCAUUUGAUAGUAUUAAUGCUAUUGUUCAAACACAGAAAGCGAACCGAGGAUCGAUGGAUCAUAUUGACUGAAUUAAUUCAAGCAUAAAUACUUUGGCAUGCUGAAGCCUACAUAUCAUCAUCAGAUAACACGAAUCUCAGUAUUGAAUGAUUAACCAAACUAUUCUGAACUCGAGUUUAUUAUGGAAGACAACAAUGCCGAAGAUAUGGAGGUUGAAAUCUUGUCUUCAAUGUGGCCUGAAGACAUUGAUGCAGCUGGGAAAAAGUUUAAUGUUGAAAAACCAGGAGCCGAUCAAGAUUUAUUAGAAGAUUUGGCUUUUACAGAAGAACCAACUAUAGUUGACUUUAAACGCCUACUUGAGCUCACAAACUAUACUGAGAAAGGGUCCUCUCAAUUAUCAUAUCUUGUAAAAAACUGGGAACUGAAACAAGAAAAUGUAGUACGACUUCUAAGGGAAGAACUCGAGAAUCUAAGCAAACAACAACAUGAAGUUGAGCUCAAGAAAUUGGAAAUAUUGGAAGAACAUCAGUUUGAAGAUGAAAGAUAUGGAGGUGACAAACGCCCAGUUUCUAUACUAGAAGAAGUUUAUGACAUAUUUCAAGAUGUUCCCAAGAGACGAAAAAAUGUUAUAACUAAAGAUGAAAGAUUAGAAAUAGAGGAUGAUUAUGAUAGUGAUACAGUUAAGUUUUGGAAGCAACAGGCUUUGCAUUUUGAGAAAAUGUUAGAAGCGAGUGUCCAACGGGAGCAAGUACUGUUGGAAAAAUUGGAGGAAAGCAUUAAAAUGCUCGAGAAGCAAUCAUCACCCGUUGAAGAACUUUCGCAGAUUCUGAAAAGGGCUGAUAACUUUCUACAUUUUGUUCUUCAGAAUGCUCCAGUUGUCAUUGGCCAUCAAGAUAAAGAUUUGAGAUAUCGAUUCAUUUAUAAUCAUUUUCCAAGUUUGGGAGAGGAGGAAAUUAUUGGGAAAACAGAUACCGAAAUAUUCAAAGGUGGCGGUGUUAAGGAAUCCCAAGACUUCAAAAGGGAAGUUCUUGAAAAAGGAUUGCCAGGAAAGAGAGAAAUUACAUUUGAGACCGAAUUAUUUGGAGCUAAAACAUUCUUGAUAUACGUUGAACCCGUUUUCAGCAAAGAAGGCGAGGCGAUUGGUGUGAAUUAUAUGGGAAUGGAAAUAACCGACCAAGUAAGAAAGAGAGAAAAGAUGGCAAAGCUCCGAGAGGAAAUAGCUGUGCAGAAGGCAAGGGAGACCGAACUUAACAAAACUAUUCAUAUAACAGAGGAGACAAUGAGAGCAAAACAGAUGUUAGCAACAAUGUCACAUGAGAUAAGAUCUCCUUUAUCUGGCGUAGUUAGUAUGGCAGAGAUUCUAUCAACUACAAAGCUCGAUAAAGAUCAAAAACAACUCUUAAGUGUCAUGCUAUCUUCGGGUGAUUUAGUCCUUCAACUAAUAAAUGACAUCCUCGACCUCUCCAAAGUCGAAUCAGGUGUUAUGAAGCUUGAAGCUACAAAGUUUAGGCCUCGAGAGGUGAUCAAGCAUGUACUCCAAACCGCUGCUGCAUCACUAAAAAAGAUGCUAAUACUGGAAGGACAUGUAGCAGAUGAUGUUCCCAUUGAGGUCAUUGGAGAUGUUCUACGAAUUCGACAAAUCCUCACCAACCUAAUCAGCAAUGCUGUCAAAUUUACCCACCAAGGGAAGGUUAAGAUAAAUCUUUAUGUAAUAGCAGACCCAUCUCCCGAAGAUCAGCAAAAGCUAAAGACAGAUACAUACGAGCAGCUGCUUCCUACAGGAAGCAAUGUAUUGUUAGAUGAACACAUGGGGAACGGACCAAAAUCACAUGAAACUGUGGUGUGGAUACGCUGUGAUGUUCAGGAUACCGGAAUUGGAAUCCCAGAAACUGCGUUACCAUCAUUAUUCAAGAAAUAUAUGCAAGCUGGUGCAGAUACAGCUCGAAAAUAUGGUGGGACUGGAUUAGGUUUAGCCAUAUGCAAACAACUGGUUGAGCUUAUGGGUGGACGUCUCACGGUUUCUAGCAAAGAAAAUUGUGGAUCUACGUUCACAUUUAUUCUACCCUACAAAGUUCCCAAUGCUUGUGAAAGUUCGGAUGAAAACGAUGAGUUCCAAGAUGUGGAUGAUAAUGGAUCCAUCGAAGAUGAUGUUACUUGUGGUUUUUUCCAGUUUAGUCCACGGACUUUAGGAACUCUUUUCUCCUCUAAUGGUUCAAGCCAAACGCACAAGUUAACAGGAAAUGUAAUUGGUAACGAAAAGCUGGAUGUAUCCAGUAUUGUAGCUGAAAGUAACACUGACCAUGAUAUACAAGAUCGGUCAUUCCAUGAUCCUUGCGUCCAAAAAAACCGACCCUCGAGCAUGGAUUUGACUAGGGAGAAUUCUGGUAAAUCCUUGGGGUGCAAUUCUAGUAACUUGGAAGAAGUAUCCAAAACAUCAGCAAGACCCAAAAUCCUUCUAGUAGAAGAUCAUGUUGUGAACGUGAUGGUAGCAAAGCGGAUGAUGAAACAGCUGAAUCAAGAUAUGGAUAUUGUGAACAACGGGGUUGAAGCUGUGCGUGCUGUUCAACGUUGUGAAUAUGCUCUCAUUCUUAUGGAUGUAUGCAUGCCCGUAAUGGAUGGUCUUCAAGCCACAAGAUUGAUCCGUUCAUAUGAGAGAACUGGCAGCUGGGAUGAAGCACGGUUAGCUGCAGUUGAACUGCAGGAUCUUCCUUCUGGCAAUCAAAUAUUGAUGGAACCCAGAAAGAGAAUUCCCAUCAUUGCUAUGACUGCAAAUGCAAUGUCAGAAAGCGCAGAAGAAUGUUUCGCCAAUGGCAUGGACUCUUUCGUAACGAAACCCGUUACUCUUCAAAACUUAAAACAAUGUCUUGAACAGUAUUUGCCAUCAUAGGGAACCAUGUAAAUUUAUGGAUGUGUUUGUAUAGCUAAGUGAAUACAUUAGGGAAUUUUUGUUGGCAGGGUUCGGUCGCAAUUUUUGUCCUCAGAAUAUAAUUUUUAGAGGGUUAGAUAGACAAAUGUUUGAGCUAGAUUUUAACAAUAAAAAGUUACUACCAAGUAGUAAUUGUGAAAUUGACUGGUUGUCAAAGUCUUUGUAUGUAAUUUUUUCGAUAUGAUUUGCUAAUG